Molecule: messenger RNA, 1392 nt
Organism: Kogia breviceps (pygmy sperm whale)
Lineage: Eukaryota; Metazoa; Chordata; Mammalia; Artiodactyla; Physeteridae
Gene: FOXA2
Product: forkhead box A2
Exons: 2
Coding region: 1-1392 (463 amino acids)
Biological process (GO): anatomical structure morphogenesis; regulation of transcription by RNA polymerase II; cell differentiation
Molecular function (GO): protein domain specific binding; transcription factor binding; DNA-binding transcription factor activity, RNA polymerase II-specific
Source: RefSeq, a predicted model, not a curated record
AUGCACUCGGCUUCCAGUAUGCUGGGAGCAGUGAAGAUGGAAGGGCACGAGCCGUCCGACUGGAGCAGCUACUAUGCCGAGCCCGAGGGCUACUCCUCGGUGAGCAACAUGAACGCCGGCCUGGGGAUGAACGGCAUGAACACGUACAUGAGCAUGUCGGCGGCCGCCAUGGGCAGCGGCUCGGGCAACAUGAGCGCCGGCUCCAUGAACAUGUCGUCGUACGUGGGCGCGGGCAUGAGCCCGUCCCUGGCCGGCAUGUCCCCCGGGGCGGGAGCCAUGGCCGGCAUGGGCGGCUCGGCCGGGUCGGCCGGCGUGGCUGGCAUGGGGCCGCACCUGAGCCCGAGCCUGAGCCCGCUCGGGGGGCAGGCGGCCGGGGCCAUGGGCGGCCUGGCACCCUACGGGAACAUGAACUCCAUGAGCCCCAUGUACGGGCAGGCGGGCCUGAGCCGCGCGCGCGACCCCAAGACGUACCGGCGCAGCUACACGCACGCCAAGCCGCCCUACUCGUACAUUUCGCUCAUCACCAUGGCCAUUCAGCAGAGCCCCAACAAGAUGCUGACGCUGAGCGAGAUCUACCAGUGGAUCAUGGACCUCUUCCCCUUCUACCGGCAGAACCAGCAGCGCUGGCAGAACUCCAUUCGCCACUCGCUGUCCUUCAACGACUGCUUCCUCAAGGUGCCCCGCUCGCCCGACAAGCCCGGCAAGGGCUCCUUCUGGACCCUGCACCCCGACUCGGGCAACAUGUUCGAGAACGGCUGCUACCUGCGCCGCCAGAAGCGCUUCAAGUGCGAGAAGCAGCUGGCCCUGAAGGAGGCCGCGGGCGCCGCGGGCGGCGGUAAGAAGGCGGCCGCCGGGGCCCAGGCCUCGCAGGGUCAGCUCGGGGAGGCCGCCGGGCCGGUCUCCGAGACUCCGGCGGGCACCGAAUCGCCCCACUCGAGCGCCUCCCCGUGCCAGGAGCACAAGCGAGGCGGCCUCGGGGAGCUGAAGGGGACGCCGGCCGCGGCGUUGAGCCCCGCGGAGCCGGCGCCGUCGCCCGGGCAGCAGCAGCAGGCCGCGGCCCACCUGCUGGGCCCGCCGCAUCACCCGGGCCUGCCGCCCGAGGCCCAGCUGAAGCCGGAGCACCACUACGCCUUCAACCACCCCUUCUCCAUCAACAACCUCAUGUCCUCGGAGCAGCAGCACCACCACAGCCACCACCACCACCAGCCCCACAAAAUGGACCUCAAGGCCUACGAACAGGUGAUGCACUACCCCGGCUACGGGUCCCCCAUGCCGGGCAGCCUGGCCAUGGGCCCGGUCACGAACAAAGCGGGCCUGGACGCCUCGACCCUGGCCCCAGACACCUCCUACUACCAGGGAGUGUACUCCAGGCCCAUUAUGAACUCCUCUUAA